This is a messenger RNA of Erythranthe guttata (spotted monkey flower), 2240 nucleotides long. It is a transcript of the gene CDC48B, whose product is annotated as cell division cycle 48B. The record is from RefSeq and is a predicted model, not a curated record. Gene Ontology annotation, molecular function: ATP hydrolysis activity; ATP binding. Lineage: Eukaryota; Viridiplantae; Streptophyta; Magnoliopsida; Lamiales; Phrymaceae.
AUUCCUCUCUUCAGCUUCUUCUCUCCCACCCCCGUUGCCUCCACCGCCGCCGCCCCGCCGUCGCCGCCGUCUCUGCUAACGUGGGACGUGUCAUUUUCUAUCUCAAUUCUCAGCCACUCCGUGUUUAAUAGCCGGUAAUUAGUUAGCUUCUUUCCAAAUUCUCGGCAACGUUGGCAACAAAAAAAAAAAAUUCUGUGUUUCCAUUUUCGUAAUUGUUGUCCGCCGCAUGUUAAGUUAGCACCUGGUUGAACCACCGCGCCGCCGCCGUCCUUUAUUAGCUCCAGGUUUAUCGAAUCGAUGGCUCUUUCGAGCAAUAGUAAUAAUAGCAGUAUCGGCAUUGCAUGGAGAGCAGAGGAAGCCAUUGCAGGCAACUCUGAAGCUUUACAAGCUCUUAGGGAGCUCAUAUCUUACCCUAUACUCUACGCCCGCGAGUCCAAAAUACUCGGCCUCAAAUGGCCUCGUGGUUUGCUUCUCUACGGUCCACCGGGAACCGGGAAGACAAGCUUGGUUCGGGCAGUUGUUCGCGAAUGUGAUGCGCAUUUGAGUGUUAUUAGUCCUCAUUCUGUUCACAAAUCGCAUGCAGGAGAAAGCGAGAAAAUUUUGCGCGAGGCUUUUGCUGAAGCAGCAAAUCACGCAAGAUUGGGCAAACCUUCAGUUAUCUUUAUCGAUGAAAUUGACGCUCUCUGUCCUCGUCGAGACUCGAGGAGGGAACAAGAAGUUCGUGUAGCUUCUCAGCUCUUCUUGCUGAUGGACUCGAGCAAAUACUCGUCUGCACUUGGAUCACAUGUCGUGGUGGUUGCAUCAACUAAUAGAGUGGAUGCAAUUGAUCCAGCAUUAAGACGUUCAGGGCGUUUUGAUAGCGAGGUUGAAGUGUCGACGCCCAAUGAACACGAACGCUUUCAAAUACUCAAGCUUUACACAAAGAAGCUUCCGUUGGAUCCAAACGUCGACCUGCAAAGUAUAGUUGCAUCUUGCAAUGGUUACGUGGGUGCAGAUUUAGAAGCUUUAUGCCGUGAGGCUGCCACGUCAGCAAUGAAAAGAUGUAACGCACAUCAAGAUAUUAAUAAAUGCGUUGUAAAAAUGGAUGACUGGACACUCGCAAGAUCUGUGGUGGGUCCCAGUAUAACAAGAGGAGUUACUAUGGACAUUCCUAAGGUCUCUUGGGAAGAUAUCGGAGGAUUGAAAGAAGUGAAGAAAAAGCUUAAGCAAGCAGUCGAGUGGCCUUUAAAACAUUCUUCGACGUUUUCGAGAUUAGGAGUAACGCCCAUACGUGGUAUUCUUCUUCAUGGGCCACCUGGUUGUUCGAAAACGACACUUGCGAAAGCUGCUGCUUGUGCUGCACAAGCUUCUUUUUUCUCUUUGAGUGGUGCAGAAUUAUACUCCAUGUACGUAGGUGAGGGUGAAGCUUUAUUGCGUAAUACAUUUCGAAAAGCUCGUCUUGCUGCUCCAAGCAUAAUAUUCUUUGACGAGGCUGAUGUCGUUGCUGCCAAAAGAGGAGGAAGCGCAAACGGAAGCACAACAGUUGGGGAAAGGCUUCUUUCUACGUUGCUGACUGAAAUGGAUGGCUUAGAGCAGGCUAAAGGAAUUCUUGUUUUGGCUGCCACAAAUCGUCCUUGCGCGAUUGAUGAUGCGCUUAUGCGUCCUGGACGCUUCGAUAUGGUGCUUUACGUACCACCACCAGAUUUAGAAGCCAGAUACGAAAUCCUUGAUGUUCACACACGGAAAAUGAAGGUGGAAAAAAAUAUAAAUCUGAAACAAUUAGCAAUAGAUACAGAACUCUUCACGGGAGCUGAGCUGGAGGGGCUAUGCAAAGAAGCAGGAAUAGCUGCUUUGAGAGAAGACAUGUCUGCAUCGUUUGUGUGUAAUAGACAUUUCCAGGCUGUAAUGAAAUCACUGAAGCCGGCACUUACUAAAGAAGAAAUCGACUCAUAUUCCUCGUUUCUGAGCAAUCCAUUUCCGAGGCUCACUACUACUACAUCCGAAUCGAGCUCUAGACCCGAAAGUAAAAAGCCUCGGAAAAAGAUUACUAGUGUAUUGUUUGCCGCGACUCCUAUUUCGAUUGCUUUAGGUGGCGUAAUUUUGUACAAUUUUCUCAAGGGUAUUUCUGUUAAUCUUGGUAGUGCCACUGCCACCAGAGAAGUAUCGAUGACAUGAUUUUUUUUUGUAAUUGGUGGUAUUCGACUUCAACAAGUAUCAGAGCUAAGCUUCGUGUUAUUUUAUUUUAGGGUACAUUACAACCA